CGCACUCACAAAUACAUUGCUCAGUCAUAUACAUGGGGCAAGUCUCCUAGAACGAGAUGGAUCAAAGUCAAUGAUAAAGAAAUUCGAGUCGCAAAUUCUUUAUUUGAUGCAUUGACCGCCUUUCGUCGUAUAGGAGAGGAUGUGAUUCUGUGGGUGGACGCUCUGUGUAUCAAUCAAGCGGACAAUAAAGAGAAGAGCCACCAAAUCACGCGUAUGACCGAAGUCUACAGGAAUGCAGAGGAGGUGUUUGUCUUCCUUGGCCGCGACAGUCCGCAUCUUACCAGACCAAUAAUGACCGAAAUGAAGAAGGCGGAUAAACAAAGCUCAUAUCCUCAGAUGAAGCGCUAUCUUGAAAAGUUAGAGUGGAAGAAAUUUAAGGAUGGGCUCAAAGAUCUCCUCAACCGCGAAUGGUUUAAGCGCGUCUGGAUCUUGCAGGAAGUCGCAUUUGCUCGGACACUUCGAAUAUUUUGUGGUUCCCAGUCUGUCUCCGAUACGUGCUUCGUUGCAGCUGCUGAAGCCGCCGAUAUUGAUCUAAAACCACACUGUCGCGCAAUUUUCGAGAUCAUGCCGAGACAGCACCGAACAUUCCAUAUGGGGAGCCAGGAACAGAUUACGUCCUCAUGGUGGAGUCCGGAGAAAACUGCCCUUGCCGAUCUUUUGAAGUUGUUUGGCAAUCGCGAGGCCACCCAAGCAUGCGACAAAGUAUAUGCGCUGCUUAGCAUGUCGUCCGAUGCUCGUGAUACAGACUACCUGCGACCAGAGUACGGGAAACCGGAUGCGGAAGUAGUUUACGAUACCGCGGCUUUCGUUGUC
This is a messenger RNA of Aaosphaeria arxii CBS 175.79, 813 nucleotides long. Its product is annotated as HET-domain-containing protein. The annotation marks the transcript as partial. The record is from RefSeq and is a predicted model, not a curated record. NCBI's taxonomy places the organism in Eukaryota, Fungi, Ascomycota, Dothideomycetes, Pleosporales. The transcript has a single exon.